Molecule: messenger RNA, 962 nt
Organism: Pecten maximus
Lineage: Eukaryota; Metazoa; Mollusca; Bivalvia; Pectinida; Pectinidae
Product: GTP-binding protein YPTC1-like
Exons: 7
Coding region: 99-707 (202 amino acids)
Biological process (GO): regulation of exocytosis; protein secretion
Molecular function (GO): GTP binding; GTPase activity
Source: RefSeq, a predicted model, not a curated record
GAAGGAGUAUCCCUGUGCGGGUAAAAACCCAUCGCUCUAGAGGUCUACAGUUCACGACAGAAGUAGACGGACACCCCACGUACAUUAACAACAUUAUCAUGGACAAGCACGACUAUAUUUUUAAGUUUAUAGUGAUAGGGGACUCGGGUGUAGGAAAAUCUUCCCUGUUACUCCGGUUCGCGGAUGACGUAUUCUCAGACACAUACAUCUCUACUAUUGGAGUAGACUUUAAAAACCAAACACUGAAAAUUGAGGACAAAACAGUACGACUUCAAAUAUGGGACACGGCGGGACAAGAGAGUUUAAAAACCAUUACGUCGUCAUUCUAUCGCGGAGCUCAUGGUAUUAUGCUGGUCUAUGACGUCACUGAUAUGGAAUCAUUCCGAAACUUGGAAACAUGGAUUCAGGAGGCUGACAAAUACAGCACUUACGACAGCCCUAUGAUUCUUGUGGGGAACAAAUCGGACAUGACAGGCAAACGGGUAGUGACAUACACCAUGGGCAAGGAAUAUGCUGAAAGACUAGGUAUCACGUUCUUGGAAACCAGUGCCAAAAGUACUACCAACGUUGAAACGUUAUUCUUGUCACUGACAUCCGAAGUCAAAAGCAAAGUUGUCGAGGGCAAAUUAAAUACUACUGGUGGCGGUACAGUGAUUGUCCGCAACAGUUCGCCGGUCAACAAGAAAUCGUCCUGGUUAUGUUGCUGAAGACAUGGAGACAGGAGUUAACUAUAACGGGUCAUACAUAUAAUUAGAGGCUACUUGUCACAACCCACCUGAUUCUGUAUUAAUACAGAUAGUGCCUUUAUAUAAGUGGUGCCAAAAUGAGCCGAUUGACUUUGAAGUUACUAGGGCACACAUUUCUUCAUAUGCCAUCAACAUGUUGAAAUUGACAAUGUUCACGUGAUUUUUAAAAGGAAAAAUAGUUCAGUUAUGUUAUAAAGAAUCCCAACUUGCAGACAA